Molecule: messenger RNA, 7276 nt
Organism: Labrus mixtus (cuckoo wrasse)
Lineage: Eukaryota; Metazoa; Chordata; Actinopteri; Labriformes; Labridae
Gene: sema4bb
Product: sema domain, immunoglobulin domain (Ig), transmembrane domain (TM) and short cytoplasmic domain, (semaphorin) 4Bb
Exons: 15
Coding region: 560-3073 (837 amino acids)
Biological process (GO): negative chemotaxis; negative regulation of axon extension involved in axon guidance; positive regulation of cell migration
Molecular function (GO): semaphorin receptor binding; chemorepellent activity
Source: RefSeq, a predicted model, not a curated record
UGUGGGUGUGUGUGUGUGCGCGCGUGUAGUAGAGGAGGCUCGUCUUCUUGUACACAGAGGAUGGACUCCACUGCACGGACACACUAACGGACUCUUUGUACACAUACUGAAACGCACAUUGGGGAUGUACAAGGUGUUUCAGUCAAUCUUUCGAUACGUUUCUCUGGGAAGACAAACAAACGUGAAGACCUGAGCAGAGACGGAGAGUCUUUCUUUCUUUUUUCACUGCAGCUCCUGUACGAUCCAAAAUGACUUUAAACGGCCGCUGGUCGGAGCUUAGUACUGAGCCUUAGAAGAGCACUAUGAGGAGAUGACAACAAGCAGCCCUUAAUCCAGAAAGGAUUCCUCUUCUCUGCGCUUAGAGUCUGCUAACCGUGUGUAAGGACCUCUGGGAGUACAAGAAUCAAGUCAAGGACACGUUCACCCCCCCUCCGCCUGCAGGAAGAUGGGAGUGAGAAAAUAAAGCUCUGCAGAUUCAAGAGGAGCUUAAUGAAGUCUAAGGAAUCUUAAAACAAACAUUGUGCAUUUGUGUUUGUCUGUGUGAGAGGAUCAGGCAACCAUGUGGACAUCAGCUGCUACUGUCCACUGUCUUCUAGCUGCUGCACUGCUAUUGGCCAGCUGUCUGCAGUCACUGACGGCCACUGAGGAGGAUGUCACACCACGCAUCAGUUUCCCUUACAAUGCAAAGGAAAGGUCGGCCAAGAGAUUCUCUGCGGACGGUGUCUACAAUUACACGUCUCUGCUGCUUAGCCAGGAGGACGACAUGCUGUACGUCGGAGCCCGGGAGGCGCUGUUUGCCCUUAGCCUCUCGGACAUCAGCAAGAACAAGCUGCAGAAGAAUCUGACGUGGGGCACUCCUGCAGGAAAAAGAGAAGAAUGCAGCUUCAAAGGGAAGAACCUGGAGACUGAUUGCUUCAAUUACAUCAAAAUUCUCCUGCGGCUGAACAGCACUCAUCUCUAUGUGUGUGGGACCUAUGCCUUCAGUCCUAUUUGUGCCUACAUAAACACAUCAACGUUCACACUGGAGAAAGAUGAAGUGGGCGAGGUCGUGAUGGAGGACGGGCGCAGCCGCUGCCCCUUUAAUCCGGAGUACAAAUCCACUGCCAUCAUCGUUGAUGGUGAAUUGUACACGGGUACUGUCAGCAACUUCCAAGGGAAUGAACCUGUAAUUUACAAGAGUUUGGGUCAGGGAACUGCUCUAAAGACAGAAAACUCUUUGAAGUGGCUGCAAGAUCCUGUCUUUGUCGGCUCGGCUUACAUCGAGGAGAGUCAGCCAAUAGGAAACCCCGUGGGAGACGACGACAAGAUUUACUUCUUCUUUAGCGAGGCGGGAAAAGAAUUUGACUUCUUUGACAACACCAUUGUGUCGAGGAUUGCUCGCGUGUGUAAGGGGGAUAAAGGUGGUGAGCGGGUGCUGCAGAAGAAAUGGACCACCUUCCUGAAGGCCCAGCUGCUCUGUUCCCUCCCCGAUGAUGGCUUCCCCUUUAAUAUCAUCCAGGACAUGUUUGUCCUGAAGCCCAUGGGAGACAGCUGGGAAAGCACUGUCUUCUAUGGUGUCUUCACCUCGCAGUGGUAUAAAGGAGCAUCAGGCAGCUCAGCGGUGUGUGCGUUCACCAUGGCUCAGGUGGAAAGAGCCUUCAGCGGGCGCUACAGAGAGGUCAACAGAGAGACACAGCAGUGGUACACCUACAACCACCCAGUGCCGGAACCUCGGCCCGGGGCGUGUGUGACCAACCACGCCAGGCAAAUGGAGAUCCAGUCGUCCCUGCACAUGCCUGAUAAAGUGCUCAACUUUGUCAAGGACCAUUUCCUGAUGGACAGUGUGAUCCGCAGCUCCCCCUUGUUACUGAAACGCAGUGUGCGCUACACACAGAUCGCUGUGCACAAGAUCGAAGGCAUGGAGAGGGCCUAUGAUGUGCUCUUCAUUGGAACAGAUGAUGGAAAACUCCAUAAAGCCAUCAAUGCCAACGAUAAGAUGCACAUCAUAGAGGAGAUGAUUCUGUUUCCUGAGCCUCAGCCUGUGCAGCACAUUGAACUGGAUCCUCAGAGGGGUCUGUUGUUCGUGUCGUCUAACUCCGGCCUGGUGGAGGUUCCUGUGGCUAACUGCUCUAACUACCUGAGCUGUGGAGAGUGUGUGCUGUCCAGAGACCCCUACUGCGCCUGGACUGGGCGGCUGUGUCGGGAUGUCAGGAUGGCUCCACCCGACAGUCAUUGGCAGCAGGAUGUGGAGGAGGCUGAUACAUCAGCCAUUUGUAACAGGACGUUUCCCAGCAGCAGAUCUGCCAGACCAACAGCUUCUGGUGGCUCCCAUUGCAAGCUCAUAACAAUUCCAGCCAGCACGUUCAGAGUGCUGCCCUGUAAGCUGCGCUCCAACCUGGCUCAGAGGAGGUGGCAUUACAGCGACAGUGCCAGCCAGUUCCUCUACGCUACACCCGAGGGGAACCUGGUCGUCGUGGCCCAGGUCGACAAAAUAGAGACCUACGAGUGCUGGUCAGAGGAGGAGGGGUUUCGUCAGCUGUUAGCCAACUACUGUGUGAGGGCGGAGCCGCGGCAAGAAAGCACCACUAUGAUUGGUCACUCUCGCACGCCGCACAUUAAGCGGGAGGAGACCAUCAUUCUGCCAGGAGAGUCCCGUUCUGAGCAGGUGAACACGAAGACGUACUGGAACGAGCUGAUCGUGGUGUGCGCUCUGCUGGCGUUCUCCCUCGUGGUGUUCUCCCUGUUUGUCAUCUACAGGAACAGAGAUCACAUGAAGUCCAUGCUGAAGCAUAACGAGUGCCCCAACAUGCAGCAGAAGAAGCCGAGGAUUGUGGGAAAGCCUGCUGAGAGCUUACCCCUAAAUGGAAACACAAUCCCAGUUUCCACGUCCGAUCACAAGGGCUACCAGACGCUAAACGACAACUACAUCUGCAGCACGCCCACACACGAGUCCUCACCAGACAACAGCAAGAGCUUCUCCGAGGCCUCAGACAAACGGCCGCUCAACCUGAAGGAGAGCCACGUUGAAUACUCGCCAACGUGCCCGCGGCCCAGAGUGAGGCUCGGCUCAGAGAUCAAAGACUCUAUCGUAUGAGAGCACAACGUACGCUACAAAAGAUGCCACCCUGUAUUUCCAUGAAGGAUACAGGCCACAGAGCGAAGGAGAGGAAAACCCCGACUCCUCUACAUCACAGCACACCUUUUAUUUUAGUCAUCUUUGUUCUGUGAUCAGUGCGGAGGUCAUUUCAUUUAACCAUUUCCACUCCGAGAGCCAGAGGAUGGUCUGGUCUGCCGCAUAAGGCAGAAAGAAGAUGCAGCACAACACUCCAGUUACAACCAGGAUCGCGACUCGAGGCCGCUGCAAUGAAAAGUGCUAACCUGGUCUUUGUUUGAGUCGCUCUAACAGGCCACAGAUGUGCAGCUGAACCGUAUGGGGAGAAAAUUACCACAGUAAAUCGAAUAUCUUCUGAUAUCAGUAUUCAUCAAAGUACCCUUUAUGUGUGCAAGGUCCAACAUCUCCAUCACAUAAUAUGAACAACUGUGGACAAUAUAUUAAAAGUACUGAUGUGCAGCCCGGCACCUUUUCGAGUACGUGUGACGCGCACAUGCUCUGCAGAAGAUGGCUUCCACAUAGUCUGCACUUCUGUUAUUAUGCACACUAUAACCAAGCUACAGCUACAUGGCGACCAAGAGUUCAGGUUUAGGAUAGUAUAAUAUUGACUGUUCAUUAUGAUCCACACAUCAUGGGAGAAAGUCAGACUGUACAAAAGAUGAGGCGGACCAGAAGAAACGGCACAUGUUGGUUAAAUAAGACCUCUCAGCGCUGUUGAAACAAACGCUAAAGGACUGCAAAAAGAAGGAUCAAUAAAUGUGAUCUUAAGGAAAGCUCCAGAGGCCUGGAAACUGACAGUUUGCUCCUGAAUGUAUGUAUGUUGUUCAAAGGCGGCCUGUAUCAUUCACACGUGAGCGCACCAUGUAAGAUUUAGGAAACCAUUACGUCUUGGCUCACCUCAGACAGCCUGUCCUUCAGCACUGAGCGGCAGGUAUCGUGGUGGACUCUGAAAUGGCAAAGAUACCCCGUUUAUGAUGUGAAUAUGGAAAAGAGAUGACAUUUUGUCGAUGUCCACUUCUCUUCAACUUUCAGGGCAGCACCAGAAUCAUCAUGUGCACUGUGCCAAAAGAUCCAAAAUAACUUGAUUGUCUUACCUAAAUGCAAUAGUGCCAUCCCGUCAUGACCACUUCCAUUUUUUGUGUUGCAUUGAUCACUGUUAAAGAGCACAUGGUGAUGGAACCGGAGUUUGGUUUCACUAACAGUAAAGAGGCACUAAUAAUAAACAAAUGUGAAGUGCAAAGAUGGGAGAUUCUUCUAAGACUGUUAUCUCAUAAUGAACAUUUUUCUAAAGACUGCAUCGGGUAAAAUCAUUGACUUUUAUGUCAAAUCUGAACUGGGGCCAUGAAGAGGACUUCAUAUGAAAACGUGUCUUGUGGUUGUGAGGGUAAAAAAAGAAAGAAAAGAAAAUCCCAGUUUGUUUGUCUGCUGCCCUUAAAGGAUUUCUCUGCCGCUAAGCAUACAGGUACAAGUAGUUUAAAGCUUUUGUGUUAACAGUACAAACUUUGGGUUAUUAAAUGGUAAAAACAAAAUGACACUAAUAAUAUGUCACUGUAGUGAGGAGAUAAUAUCUAGUAGUCUCUUGCCCAGAUUGCAGCUGCACUAUGUAGUGAUGUAGCUGCACAGAUUAGAGCUUUAUAGCUCAGUAUAACGCCCACCAGGUUCCAUUUCUUACAUUCAUGGCAUUCACUAAACUCAGAUGUCAAGGAGACGUUAAUGUGAAAGCACAAGUAAUCAGGGUCGUGAAUACUUACAGGUUUGCACAUGUCAGUAAAAAUGGAGCGAAUUCAAAGAAAUGCAACUACUGAGAGACACAAGGUGUGGCUGCUUUGAAGCAAUCAGUAAUCACAGGGACCAGUGCAGCCAUUACAAACACGAUUGCACCCGCACCGCUUCGACUUUGAGACUUAACGAGCUGAAUUUUCCAAAGAUGUAGGAAGCUGACAGUGUUGUGUAAAUCUAAAUGAGAACCAUUUACACGGUCAUAGGGACAUUAUGGCACCACAUGUCUUAGAAUACAUCACCAAUUCAAUGUAUUGAUCAAGUGAGCCUAAAGAAUAUAUUCCAGUGUCAUACAGAAUCGACAUUUUGCUAUUUCGAACACUGAGCAGAUGAUGAAAUGCUAUGUUACUGCUACGAGUUGACAAAGUCAUUGCACAGCAUACUGCGCAACAGUGGUCAGUGUUUCAGUUUUUCUUAAGUUUUUGUUAUGUAUAUAAAGUAUCUGUGGUUAAUAUUGAGUGUUUUUAAGGGACCUUGUGCAAGAUGUGUUGUAGAGGUAGUCUUGAAACUAGAGAGUGAACACUGCUGAUAUUUUUUUUUCAUAGUCCUUUACUGCCUAAUUCAGCAUACAUUUCAACUCUUGCACAGAAAAGUGCACAUUUCUCCAGUUGGUUUCUAACAAGCAUGUCAAAGCAGGGGUGCUAUAUGGUUUAUUUUUAUGCUAUUCUGAAUUAGAUGUAGUAAGGUUUUGUAGGAAAUUGGCAUAUUCACUUCACCUUCAAGAGUUGGAUGAGAAGACAGAUACAACUUUCAAGUAUGCAUGUUAAAUAUCAAAUUGUCAAAUUGUAGCCACAGGUUAGCUUAGCUUAGCUUAAAGACAGGAAACCGUUUGCCUGGCUAUGGCCAAAUGUCGCAAAACUCAUGCAGCCACAGGCUGGAUUACUGUCACUUGAAGGUUGCAAGGAAACCAGAAGACAUCCAAAAAGUCACUACUCCUGGCCUAGAAAUAAUCCCUCACAUAACCUUCUUUAUUGUUAUUUGUAGGUAGUUAAAACUACAACGUAAAAACCUUUUUAUUAGAGAGCUUUAAAGUGCUGGUGGUCAGAUUUCUUAUUUUUGGAAAAAAUCAGGCAAACCUUUUUGUCUUUAUGGCCUUCUGCUAAGCCAACUGUUUGUUGACCUAAGCUUCAUGUUUUGCAGACGUGAGCGAGGGACUCAUUUUAUCAUCCAACUCUCUGAAAAAAAAGACAAGUACAUUUCCCAAAAGCUCGAUCCUAUUCCUUGAGUCUUUUUGGUUGCUUGCAAUACAAUCUUACAGAAUAAACCGAAGUAUAACAGAUCAAAAACACAAAUAAAUGACGGAUUGUAAAAGCUUAGGUGGGGAGCAGCCCAGCUAUGACACAUAUUCUAAAAUAUAAAAUGUCUCUCUGGUGGCCGAUUGCCCUGCUUUGAGAUGCUUGAGAUAACCUCACAACAUGUUUUUUAAAAUGCCUUUAGAUGUCAAGUUGAUCUGCCUUCAGCCAUUUGCCACAUCGUACACUAACCCAGCAGUGACCUCACCAACAAAAAAAAAAUGGUGGAUGGCGUGAUUGUAGCCCUUCCUUCAUGGGCACACUUAACUCCACAACACAACACGGGUCAACAGUAGAUUUACAGACUCUCACAAGUCGCUAUAAACUUUACCUGCAAACCAUAACACUGGGAGCUGCUCAAAAUCUUGUGCCAUUCUGCUGUCUUUGCUUGUGUCAGUGUGUAACUGUGCACAUCGGAAAACAUCCAGCUGAGCAUUCAAUAUUUAAGAGUAAUACCAAUCUCCUAAAGAAAAGUGGAACAUUGGAUUCCCUUUUGAACUUUUAAUGUUUCCUUAAGCCAAAAAAGGUAGAUACUCUGUGUAACUGUGUAUUUAUUAAUGGUGUGCUUAUCUGAAAAAGUAAUACCAGUGAUUGAUGCUUCAUUUUGAGUGGCUCCUCAGUAAUGCAACAUACUGUACUGGACAUGAAUGUAGCCACUAUAUCAUAUUUUGUAGAACAUCUGCAGCAGUCUAUUUUCCUAAAACAGCUUAAGUAGGCAAAACACUGCUACGGCGUUUCAGGAUUUCGUUUAAACGAUCAUACUACACAGACAUGGCACAAUAGAAGUAAUGAAUCGUGUGUGCUGCACGGUGUAGUGCUACAGUGAGGCGCCAGCACGGCUCCAAAUUGUCCACAUCUACUCGACCAUGAGACUCAGCAACAGCUUUGCCUCAGCAUACGGAACAGCAUACGCUUAGACGACUGAAUAACUAUUAGACAAAUGUGGUCUUGCCUGCAUGAUUUCCUUUUUUUUAUUUGUUGUGUACAAAUAACAUUGUGAACUGUAUUUUUUGUAUCAUUGAGAUUGUGACUGUUGUUUUUAUUAUAUUGUACAUAAAAAGCACUUUAUUUUAAUUUUUUUAAGAUAAAUGAAUAAAAUACAUGUUUUGACACA